UGCAAAGUGAAGACGCAAAGUGAAACGCGAAAAAGCUCGAGCUUGCUCCAUUUCUCCACACGAGCCCGAGACGCGCCUUCCGUUGCCGCGUCUGGCGGAGACCCUGGCCCACUUGCUCCACGAAUUUACAUAACAGCCCACUGAGCUGUCCCGCCAAUGUCAUCUUCAAACAAGAACACCAACCCUUCCAAACAGCGACUCCAGCAACUCAAAUCGCAACUCAACAUGGGGUCUGUUGGCGACAACGUGGCUACGGCCUUCACGCAGGAUGUCGUGCCUCUCGCACCAGAGGAUCCGCUGUUCGGAUUGAUGGCCGCCUACCGCAAGGAUACCGAUUCGAAAAAGAUCGAUCUGGGAAUUGGAGCAUAUCGUGACGACAAUGCGAAGCCUUGGGUUCUUCCCGUCGUGAAGCAGGCAGACGAACUCCUUCGCAACGAUCCCGACCUCAACCACGAGUACCUUCCCAUCGCCGGUCUCCCUGACUUCACCUCCGCCUCUCAAAAGCUCAUCUUGGGCAAGAACUCGCCUGCCAUUGCCGACAAGCGUGUCAUCUCCCUUCAGACCAUCUCCGGUACAGGAGCUGUGCAUCUUGGUGCCCUUUUCCUCGCCAAGUUCUACAACCCGGCAAACGCAGAGGCAAAGGCGGUCUACGUUAGCAACCCAACAUGGGCAAACCACAACCAGAUCUUCGGCAACGUCCGACUGCCGGUCAAGCAAUACCCAUACUUCAGCAAGCAGACCAAGGGUCUCGAUUUCGAGGGCAUGAUUGGCGCUAUCAAGGACGCACCAGAGGGCAGCGUUAUUCUCUUGCACGCAUGUGCACACAACCCCACGGGCGUGGACCCCACACAAGAUCAGUGGAAGGAGAUUGCGAAGGUCAUGAAGUCCAAGAAGCACUUCCCAUUCUUCGACACUGCCUACCAAGGCUUCGCCUCUGGCUCGCUUGAGAAGGACGGCUGGGCCAUUAACUAUUUCGUCGAGCAAGGAUUCGAGCUCGUCAUCGCUCAAUCCUACGCCAAGAACUUUGGUCUGUACGGUGAGCGCGCAGGCUGUUUCCACUUUGUCACAUCCCCAGGCUCCAGCGCAGCAGAGACCACACAGCGUGUUGGAUCGCAACUGGCCAUACUCCAGCGUUCGGAAAUCUCAAAUCCUCCGGCGUACGGUGCUCGCAUUGCUUCCCUGGUCCUCAACGACGACAAGCUCUUCGCGCAGUGGGAAGAGGAUCUGCGCACCAUGUCUGGCCGCAUCAAGGAGAUGCGCAAGGCUGUUCGCACACGUCUCGAGGAGGCCAAGACUCCAGGCACGUGGAAUCACAUCACCGACCAGAUUGGCAUGUUCUCCUUCACUGGCCUGAACGAGAAGCAGGUGGAGAAGCUUCGCAGCGAGUACCACAUCUACAUGACCAAGAACGGCCGCAUUUCCAUGGCCGGUCUCAACACCAAGAACAUCGACUACUUUGCCAAGUCGGUCGAUGCCGUCGUUCGUGAGACAUCAUAGAGGUUUGACAGGACUUCUCUUUACGGUAUGUGAUGAGUAAUGGCACGAGAGCACGACCAGGCACGAGACAAUGUCGGCAGUAGAAGGUUGAUAGAAAUUCAGGGCCAGGGGCCCUAGCUUCAACACAAAAGUACUGUUGCUGUGCAAUGAUUGAACCUUUUCCUCUCCGAAUCGUUCUGUGUUC
This is a messenger RNA of Cercospora beticola, 1681 nucleotides long. RefSeq names its product aspartate aminotransferase. NCBI's taxonomy places the organism in Eukaryota, Fungi, Ascomycota, Dothideomycetes, Mycosphaerellales, Mycosphaerellaceae. Gene Ontology annotation, molecular function: pyridoxal phosphate binding; L-aspartate:2-oxoglutarate transaminase activity. Gene Ontology annotation, biological process: L-aspartate biosynthetic process. The record is from RefSeq and is a predicted model, not a curated record. Gene Ontology annotation, cellular component: cytosol.